Suillus paluster is the source of this 440-nucleotide messenger RNA. Its product is annotated as ribosomal protein L34-domain-containing protein. The record is from RefSeq and is a predicted model, not a curated record. NCBI's taxonomy places the organism in Eukaryota, Fungi, Basidiomycota, Agaricomycetes, Boletales, Suillaceae. Gene Ontology annotation, cellular component: ribosome; mitochondrial large ribosomal subunit. Gene Ontology annotation, biological process: translation. The transcript is spliced from 2 exons. Bases 1 to 372 code for a protein of 123 amino acids. Gene Ontology annotation, molecular function: structural constituent of ribosome.
AUGUCUUUAAAUUUUAGCGUUGGCCUGCACUUAGCACUAGCGUUGAACAUGUUUCUUCCACUUCUUGGAGCAAUUCGUAGACCGUUACUCAGUUUACCAUCAUUCACCGCAGUGAACCGCAUCAUCCCAGCGUCGCGCUCUAUCCUCAUCAAUCGCUCGUUCCUUGUCCCACAAACUGGAUAUACGCUCCCGCUACCUUCACUAUGUGAUGCACUCGGCCAGAGGCGUUUUGCCUCUCGUGGCACCGAGUACCAGCCUUCGCAACGAAAGCGCAAAAGAAAACACGGCUUUCUUGCUCGGAAAAAGACCGCAACCGGUAGAAAAAUUCUAGCCAGACGACUAUUCAAGGGACGAAGGUUCUUGAGUCACUGAGAGUUCAUGGCGAUGGUCAGCAACUAGGGAACUUGAAGGAUUUCCAGGGACAUAAAGAUGAUGUUUUU